CGGGCGGCCCCGGGCAUGUAUGCCCCCGGAGGCGCAGGGCUGCCGGGAGGGCGCCGGCGGAGGAGCCCGGGAAGCAGCGCUCUGCCCAAGCAGCCGGAGCGUAGCCUGGCUUCGGCCCUGCCUGGUGCCCUGUCCAUCACGGCGCUGUGCACUGCCCUCGCUGAGCCCGCCUGGUUGCACAUCCAUGGAGGGACCUGUUCCCGCCAGGAGCUGGGGGUCUCGGACGUGCUGGGCUACGUGCACCCCGACCUGCUGAAAGAUUUCUGUAUGAACCCUCAAACAGUGCUCCUCCUGAGGGUCAUUGCUGCCUUCUGUUUCCUGGGCAUCCUGUGUAGUCUCUCUGCAUUCCUUUUGGAUGUCUUUGGGCCCAAGCAUCCAGCCCUGAAAAUCACCCGUCGCUAUGCCUUUGCUCAUAUCCUCACAGUCCUGCAGUGUGCCACAGUCAUCGGCUUUUCCUACUGGGCUUCUGAACUCAUCCUGGCCCAGCAACAGCAACAUAAGAAAUACCAUGGCUCCCAGGUAUACGUCACCUUUGCUGUUAGCUUCUACCUGGUGGCAGGAGCUGGUGGAGCCUCAAUCCUAGCCACUGCAGCCAACCUCCUGCGCCACUAUCCAACAGAGGAAGAGGAACAGGCGCUGGAGCUGCUUUCUGAGAUGGAAGAGAAUGAACCCUACCCAGCAGAGUAUGAGGUCAUCAACCAAUUCCAGCCACCCCCUGCCUAUACACCCUAAUGCCAGCCAGGGCUCUAGUCCUCUGCAGCCCCUUCCCCUAGCAGGCCUCACUGGUAGGACCCUGACCAUUUUCAUCAAACCUUCCCCAGGAGAGACUCUUGCCUCUAGGGUUGUCCAUGUGUCCCUGCUCCCAAGAGCUGGGAUUUAGUGAUUUUCUAUAAUGCACUCUUUCCCUUCCUGCCACCCUCUGCUCCUUUCCUAUUUCUAGCCACACCCAACGAAGGAUGGUCAGACGAGUUUCCUCCCUUUGUGGGCCAUAUCUUUGGGACUGGGACUUUUCUCGUGUUGCUGCUGGUAGUGAUUGGGCAGUCCCAGAGAGAAGUGCCAACCGGGCACAAGGGAAAAGGAACUGUGUCCUACAGGCUCACUUUGCUAGGCUCAGCGUUUGUUCCGUACCUAUAGCCCUGGGCUAGCCCCUUCAUUCCUUUCCAGAGUGCCCAGGCCCAAGCUGUCCACUUUGUGGAUUGUCUGCACUUUAAUCUUUGGACUUCUCACAUGUGUUCUGGUUUUCUGGGGAGAAGGAAUUGCUGUUGGGGAGCAGGGAAGCUGCUCUCUCACCUUGCCCUGGCUUCACAUUGUUGUAGCAAGGCAAGGAGAGCUGAUCUGGGUGAGAGUGAUCCUACAGAGGACCUGUGUAAAGGGGACUGAGUCUCCUAGACUCUUUACCUCUUAACUGUGGGUGGUUUUAAGAGGAAAAACAAAAACCAAGCAGCAGCAGCCAUAUUCUCUCUUUAAUAUAGGGACAAGGCUGUUGUGGCUAUUCAGAAAUGUAUCCUAUCCUUUAUGGCUUUGCAAUAUUUUGGACCAUAGCUCCUCCCAGAGUCUCUCCAGCAGAAUGCCAGCUCUGCCCUGGCUCCUUCCCUUCUGGCAGCUGUGGCUCCCUGGGGCCUUUCUGUAGAUCCAGAACCAUGUGGCCCCUGAGGGGCUGAGGACUGUGGCCUGGCUGGCUGGCCAGCGUGGUGCUCCUCAGAACUGUGGCACUGAGAUAUAACCUGGCCUCAGCUCAGGCAUGGGGGCCAAACAGGGCAGGACCCUCUAUUCACCACAUAGGAACUCCAUCCAGCGGGCCAUCAGGUUAGUGUUAGGACUACCCUGUCAUACAUGGAGGUCUGGUUAUAGCCUUCAGACUCAGUAUGUCCCCUAGACUGUGACUUGGGGCUACAGCUUGCUGCAUGCCCCUCUUCCCUUCUGGAAUGUACUCUGGUCUUGCAGUAUGCUACUGGCCUGUCACUCUGGCUCUCCUUUUUGGUCUGGGUCCAGUAUAUUUUUCUGCCCCAAGAUUUGGGCCAUAAAGUGGGUUGAACUUGAAAGGCCUGCAGCAUGGAUGCAGAUGGCCGAGGUGUUGAGUUACUAGGUUUCAGUCUAGUGCUGAACUGAAAAAGACAGAUUCUAAUCUCCUCCCACUCUUAAGCUGAUAGACAUUUUGAGCAAGAAUGGAGAAUGUAUACAGCCAUUAAGCUGUAACUUCUAGAGGACUGUCACUUCCCCAUUCUUUGACCAUUUUGAGUGGGGAUGUGUGGACAGAUGCCUGUGUGGGUGAAGACAGCGUGAGCACAUGAGUGAGCAUCUGCUUCGAGUUCACUGCUGUGAUGAUGAAGUACUCCAGGGUGACUCUCCCACUCUUCCAGACCCGUCUCUGAGGCAAGAAAGGCUGCCGUGUGAUACCUGAGCACAAAAUCAAGAGUUAAGUCUGUCUCUGUGAAGCCCUGAGCUUGCCAUUAUCGUUUCUGAAGUAUGACCAGCUCUCUCUGACCAUGGUGUCUGAGUGGGCAGGCCAGAAGACGGGGCACUUAACACGCAUGCCAAAGUGAACAGUCAUCUCAUGAGGAUGAGGACAUGACUCUGUGGGCUGUUCCAUGUGAUUCAGAACCCACUUUUUAUUAUCUCCCUGUGGCCUCCGGCCUUUUUCUUUCCCUUGCCAUCCUGACACUGAUAGUUUGUCAUAUGAAUUCCCCUGGUUGUUUUUCUUUUCUAGGAAAAAAAAUUAAAAGGCAAAACAAAACAAACUACAAAUAAGAAUGCAAAUGCCAAUGGCUACCUGUCAUUUUUCUGUCAGUUUUCUAGGUGUGAUCUGUUCCCUUCCUGUCAAAGAAGCAGGAGACUUUGAUGAGGCUUUCAAUUUAGAACAAAGUUUGAAGGGAUUUGGUGUUUGCGCACAUAUGACAUUUUUCACCCCAUGAGCCUCCUAAUCUUAACACUUUUCAGAGAGGAAGUUCUCAAGGCCCACAGCUAGAAACAGUGGAUGGCUCUGUCCGAGAUCUCAACUUCAAACCUUGAUCUGCUUCUCUCUGCAUGUUCUACGUAGCUGCAGAAGAGAGCCUUUUUGGAACUCCAGCAGUCUGUAGCUUGCAGAAGAAACUGCCCUUUCUCUGAAAAUCAUAGCAAGCAAUGCUUUCUGGGAGAAUCCUGGGUACAAAUGGCUCUGAGAACAUGACCUGUGGAAUAGCUCCUUUGAGCAGUACAGGUCUUGAUGGCUGCCUGUACUCUCUUCAUUCACUCACUCAUCCCAUUGCUGGACCCCAAGUGCACACUCUGGUGAAAGACCUCCAUUUGGGAGCAGCCCAUUGGAUCUUCUGUUGUUCUUGGUAGGAUGCAUAUCUUUCUUGGAUUGGGAGUAUAUUCUCAGGUCAUGUCUGUACAGACGUUUAUAUGAUAGGUCCCUUGGAUUAUGCACAAAGCACCACUAGACCCCAUGAGAGAAACACCCUGCCUGGCAGGAACCUGUUUCCCAGUGCUGUAUGUGCUUAGCUGAGGAUGGACUCAUCCACAGGGAAGCAGUGAAGUGAGUGGUCUGGACACUUUGGAAAAGUUCUGUAACAGACUAAAGGGAGGCUGGUUCUGACCUGAGUGAUAACCAGUGGCUUUCUGGAGGAAGCAGCUGGGUUGAUUUGAGGGAGUACAGGAAGUAGAUGGGGUGUUCUCACUGAGGGAAUAGCAUUGACAGCCAAGAUGUGGUGAGACAUGAGAAAAGUGAAGGUCUUUCUAAUGUUCCACAAAGCAACAGAGCUAUGGAGGGGCCAGAAGGAAAGAGGGACCUAACUUUAUUGACUGCUGAUGCUGUGGAGGGACCAUGUUCUUAAAUGAAAGCAUCUAAGGGUAUGAAAUUUAGAGGACAGACAGACAUAGUAUGAAGGAUCUGGAGACCUGGAAGAAAGGGGAGAGGACAGUCACUACCAGGUACUGGGGUAAGGAGUCCAGGAGCUCCCAUCCUACUAUAAUAUGCUAGGUGGGGUCAGUCUUGUAGCCCACCAGGGUCUCACACAUGAGAAGCUGUGAUAUGUGAAGGACAGCAAGGAGAAAGCCUUGGGAAUCGUGAGUGGUUGCUGCAUAGAAGAAAGGGCAGUUCUCGCCAGACAACCCUAGAGUCUUCAGCUGGUAUCUCACCCAGAGGUGUCCAUAGCCUAGGUCACUUACACUAUGGACACAAGGUUAUGUGGUGAGACACAAAGGAACUAAUAAACUUUACAGCCUUUGUUUUCAAAUAGCC
Jaculus jaculus (lesser Egyptian jerboa) is the source of this 4219-nucleotide messenger RNA. It is a transcript of the gene Tmem127, whose product is annotated as transmembrane protein 127. The record is from RefSeq and is a predicted model, not a curated record. Gene Ontology annotation, biological process: negative regulation of cell population proliferation; negative regulation of TOR signaling. The transcript is spliced from 3 exons. Bases 16 to 732 code for a protein of 238 amino acids. Gene Ontology annotation, cellular component: membrane. NCBI's taxonomy places the organism in Eukaryota, Metazoa, Chordata, Mammalia, Rodentia, Dipodidae.